UUGCAGGAUGGGAAAGCAGAUGUGAAGUCCCUCAUGGCGAAGUUUAACACAGGGGGCCACCCCAUGGAGGAGGUCUCGGUCAACAGCAGGCCCUUCAAGGCUCCAGGCCAAAACUCCCCUUCAGGAGUACAGGCCAAAAAGAACUUAUUCAACAACCAAGGAAAUGCCAGCCCUCCUGCAGGACCGAGCAAUGUGCCCAAGUUUGGGUCCCCAAAGCCCCCUCUGGGGGUGAAACCUUCUUCUGAGGAAAAGCCUGACAAGGAGCCCAAACCUCCAUUUCUAAAGCCAUCUGGAGUGAGUCCCAGGUUUGGACCGCAGGCUAACUCGGCCACCAGAGACCCUGAGGUGAAACCGGGAUUUCUGAAACCUGUAGGCCCCAAGCCCAGCAACUUGCACAAAGAAGUUUCCAAACCUGAGGUUCCCUGGCCUCCUGGGAAUAAGCUUUCACUUCACAGUGUAAACCAAGACCAUGACUUUAAGCCACCAGGCCCCAGGCUGGGGUCAAAUCAUCCAGCCCAGGAAAAUGAACUGAAGCAAGUCUUCCCAAAGCUGGCUGGGGUUAAAGGCAAGUUUAUGUCAGCCUCUCAAGAUCAGGACCCCAAGCCCCUCUUCCCCAAACCCGUCUUUGGCCAGAAGCCAUCCCUGAAUACAGAUGAUCCCCAGGAAGACGAAAGCCCCACCAAGACUGUGGGUCAACAGAGAGGCGCCCCGGCGCCCCUGGGAGCCAAGGCCAAAUCCGGCCCUUUGAAACCAGCCAGGGACGACCUAGAGAAUAAAGAGCAUGGAGGCGAGACAUCAAGUUUUCCUUUUCCUGGAGUCGUUCUGAAACCUGCUGCAAGCAGAGGGGUCCCAGGCCUCUCCAAAAAUACUGAAGAAAAAAGAGUAGAGAGGAAGGUAGAUGCUGCUAAGAAAGUCUUCCUGAGCCAAAUGAAUACGGAAGAGCCGGCUUCUGGGGCCCCUCCUGCCAAGUUCCUGAAGACACCUUCGAAGCAGACAAUGGCAGGGCCCUGGGGCCCAAGUCAAGAAAAGGAAAAGGAGGACCAGAAUUCAACCACCCCCAAGCGAAAACCCCUGCCCUCCUUGUUUACCCUGGGCCCCCCUCCACAAAAACCCAGCAGACCACCGCACGUUGACCUGACAAAAUUCCGGAAAGCCGCUUCUGGAAACAGUACCAGCAAAGUCCCAACGUCUUACUCAACAACUUCCCUACCACCACCUCCACCAUCCCAUCCGGCCAGCCAGCCACCAUCGCCAGCAUCUUACCCAACACAAUCGCCAGUCCCAAGUCUACCUCCCAGAAACAUUAAACCUCCCUUAGAUCUCAAAAGCCCUGUAAAUGAAGAAAAUCAAGAUAGUGUCAUGCACUCUGAUGGAACCGGAAAUCUGGAUGAGGAACAAGAGAGUGAAGGAGAAACAUAUGAAGACAUAGAAACAACCAAAGAAAGAGAGAAGAAAAGGGAAAAGGAGGAAAAGAAGAGAUUAGAGCUGGAGAAAAAGGAACAGAAAGAGAGAGAAAAGAAAGAACAAGAAAUAAAGAAGAAAUUUAAACUAACAGGCCCUAUUCAAGUCAUCCACCAAGCAAAAGCUUGCUGUGAUGUCAAAGGAGGAAAGAAUGAACUGAGCUUCAAGCAAGGAGAGCAAAUUGAAAUAAUCCGAAUCACAGACAACCCUGAAGGAAAAUGGCUGGGCAGAACAGCCAGGGGGUCAUACGGCUAUAUUAAAACAACGGCUGUAGAGAUUGACUAUGAUUCCUUGAAACGGAAAAAAAACUCGCUCGGUGCUCUUUCAUCAAGACCUUUUGAAGAUGACCAGGAAGUAUAUGAUGAUGUCGCAGAGCAGGAAGAUGUUAACAGCCACAAUCAGAGUGGAAGUGGAGGGAUGUUCCCACCUGCCCCAGACGAUGAUAUUUAUGAUGGGAUAGAAGAGGAGGAUGCUGUUAAUGGCUCUACGCUACAGGUUGAAGAGAAGAGUAACACAUGGUCCUGGGGGAUUUUGAAGAUGUUAAAGGGAAAAGAUGACAGAAAGAAAAGUAUUCGAGAGAAACCAAAAGACUCUGAGUCAGACAAUGAAGGUUCAUCUUUCCCCUCUCCUCCUAAACAAGUGGACAUGGGAGAUGAACUUUAUGAUGACGUGGAUGCCUCUGAUUUCCCUGCUGCACCACCAGAGAUGAGUCAAGGAGCCAAGGCCAAGGCAGAAGAAAAGGACCCUAAGAAACUAAAAAAGCAAGAAAAAGAAGAAAAAGACUUCAGGAAAAAAUUUAAAUAUGAGGGUGAAAUUAGAGUCCUCUAUUCCACCAAAGUUGUGCCCUACUUAACUUCUAAAAAGUGGGGAAUCAGAGAUCUACUACAGGUAAAGCCUGGAGAAUCCCUGGAAGUUAUACAAAACACAGAUGAUACAAAAGUUCUCUGCAGGAAUGAAGAAGGAAAAUAUGGUUAUGUCCUUCGGAGUUACUUGGUGGACAAUGAUGGAGAGAUUUAUGACGAUAUUGAUGAUGGUUGCAUCUAUGACAAUGACUAGUUCUCAGCUUUGGUCAUUCUGCUACGUUCAUUUGAUGACAAUGUGAAGUCUGUGUUUUAAUUGGCCUAUGUUAUCGGGUAUCAUAGAAAAUGAAUGCACAAAACUAGUUAUUACCAUUUGUUAUAAAAUUCUGAUUGUUUUUAUACAUUUUGAGAUUUGGGACUUAGAAAAUGAUUUCUCUGCUUAAUCAACAUCUUGGAAGACUGCAUCAAUGAGAUGUAAGAAAUAUUAAAUACCCAGUUCUGCCUCAGCGACAAUUAUGUAAGCACUUCUUUUAGACCAUCAAUAGACAACUCUCCCUUCCUAAAAAAAAAAAAAAUCUUCUGAGAAAAAAAUGGCUGUUGUCUAAAGAAAUGUAAAGAACAACAAAAAUAUAUGGAAGGAAAUUUUAAAACUUUUCACAAGAAGAAAAACUCUUGUUUGUACUUCUAAUGAUCCUAUCUUAUAUUCUCUAUUCAAAUUAUCUAUCUUUUAAAAGGCAGGGCUGUCUCCACUCUUACUGGUGGGUUAAAUGUUUUCAAAAAUUAUAGUAGUAGCAGAACUUUUGUAUAAAGUUUGUGCCUAUUUGUUAAUUAUGAAUAUUUUUUAAUUAUUUGAUGAGAAUGUAUGCAAUUAGUAUGCACACCUAAGAUUAAAACUGUAGAAGGGUCUAAAA
Molecule: messenger RNA, 3172 nt
Organism: Kogia breviceps (pygmy sperm whale)
Lineage: Eukaryota; Metazoa; Chordata; Mammalia; Artiodactyla; Physeteridae
Gene: FYB1
Product: FYN binding protein 1
Biological process (GO): T cell receptor signaling pathway; integrin-mediated signaling pathway; protein localization to plasma membrane
Cellular component (GO): plasma membrane
Molecular function (GO): protein binding; lipid binding
Source: RefSeq, a predicted model, not a curated record